Molecule: messenger RNA, 594 nt
Organism: Cladocopium goreaui
Lineage: Eukaryota; Dinophyceae; Suessiales; Symbiodiniaceae
Source: the annotation of a GenBank genome assembly
AUGUCAGAUGAUGGAGAGGCACUGCAAUCUCCAACCGCAAUCCUCGACGAGCUUUUAGCCCAGGAGGAUUGCAUCAUUCUGAGUCCGACAUGUCAUGCCUCAGAUGUUUGGCCCGACACAGAAGACAGCGAGGGAGUCUUGAGUCCUAUCUCGAAGCAAAUCGCAGACCUCUGUGGAGAGCUGGAAUCCUGUUUGGGCAAUCUGAGCCAUUGGCAUGAUCACGAUCUCCGCGAGUAUGAGGACGAAUUUGGCUACCAGGGGCUGAACUGCUUGGAGGAGGAAGUGGAAGAGCAGACCACCUGUUGGAUUCUCCAAGAUGCCGACGAGGAUGACAUCGCCUUCGCAGCCAGAGCCGGCAGUGCAGGAGAUGUUACAAGACAACGGCCUGCAUCCAUGCCUGACCUCCCGAACCUCAUGAAGUCUAGAGCUCCGCAAGUUGGAUUGGAGAAGGUCACCAAAGCAGGCAGACGUGCGCCAUCGCGGGGUGAAGGCCCAUCUGACUCUACAGGCCUGGAGCUGGAUGAUCCUCAGGGUGAGUUGGACACCUUGCUGGCAGAGUGUCAGAGGAUGAGCGCAGGAAUGUCUGACUUCUAG